AUGAAUCUUAAUAGUUUAGUUGAAGCUGCUGCAAAUGGUCAACAAGAUCUAGAUAGGUUACCAACAGGUGAUCUCUUACCUCCAAAUAUUGAAAACCUCAAGAAAGUUUAUUAUUUACCAGUGGGUUUAUCACCAGUACAAAGAGAUCUUAUUGAAAUAUUGAUUAAGUUACAUAAAAACUCCAUUCUAAAGCAAUUCAGAGAUGAAGAAGAAGGUAUAACUGAGUCAUAUAUACAAAAUAAUAGUAAUGAAACUGAUCUAUCAUCUCCAUUGUUAUCUGAAAGUGAUUUACAAAAUUUAUUAUAUAGAAAUUUGACACUAAUAGCAAACCAUCCUUAUUUAUUAGUGGAACAUUAUAUGCCAACAAAACUACUGCUUAUGGAAUCUCAUGAAAGAUUAUUUUUAUCAAGUGACAAAUUUGAAAAAUUUGACAAGUUAUUGAAUGGUAUUCAAGGUUUAUCGUUGAAUGUUGUUAUUGUUGGACACAACAUUAAAGAAUUGGAUUUAAUAGAAGCGUUUAUUCUUGGAAGAAGUUUGAAUUAUAAAAGAUAUUCAGGGGCUCAAAUUGUGGAAUCUCAAAAAUCAUCUUCUCAGUCAUCAGCUGGCAGUGAUCAAAAGAAUAGCAAUGGUAGUACUUCAGGUUCAGAUAAAAAAAGUGGUAAAGAAGAUGAUUAUAUACCACGCAGUCAAAAACAUCCAAAAGUUAAAGCUUCAGAAUUUCCAUUAACUUUACAUUUAAUCACAUAUCAACAGUUAAAAUCAACUUUUUUUGAAAAUACCUCAUUAGAUUUUAUAAUAAGUUUUGAUCCGUUUAUUGAUGAAAAUGAUAGUCAUGUUGAAUAUUUGAGAACUUAUAAAGGAAAGUUAUCAUCAUCAGAUCAGCCAAUCCCAUUGAUCAAGAUCAUAGUGGCACAAUCUCACCAACAUGGAUUCUUAACUUUGAAGGAUUCAAAUGAAGAUGAACUUAAGAUUACCCAAAAGACAUUAUAUUCAGCAAUAGCUAAUAGAUCACAAGAUAAUUCAAAGCUUUUUGAUGAAUCUUAUGGUGUUUUAUUUGAUCACGCCAAAAAAUUCUUUCAAGACCCUAUAAAUAAUCAUUGGCCAAUUAAAGGAUUACCAAAUUUCAAACUACAUACAGAUGAAGAAAUAGUGCAAUCAUUAGACCAAGAUUUUUCUGUUGCUUUUAAUACUGAAGGUCCAACCCACAAAAAGAUAAAAUCAGAUGUUAUUGUGGUUCCACAACAACUUACUGUAAAAGAGUAUCAUCAAAUUUUAGCCAAAUUAACAAUUGCUAGGAUUUCAGGUAUUGAAAAGGCAAUUAAUCUAAACAAGGAAAAAAUAAAACCAUUCAAGCUUAAAUCCACAAUAAAACAUAACCAAUCUGAUAAUAUUAAAUUGAAAAUUGCAGAUUUGUUUAAAGAAUCUAAGAAACUCCAGGAAGAAGCAUCAAGCGCUGAAAAAAGAUAUGAAAGGUUAGAACUAGAAUAUGAAAAAUAUGAAACUAAUGAGAAAUCUCUGACUGAGAAAAAGGAUUAUUUAGAAAAAGUUGAAUCUGGUGAAAUUGUCUUGAAGGACGAAGAAUUAGAUUCUGAAUUGAAAGAAUUAGAAUCAUUUUUAUCGAAUUUGAAAACUGAAAAUGAAGAAUUAUCAAUAAAGAGUGAUGAAUUAAGAUCCGAGUAUCAACAAAUCACAUCAGAUGCAGCUGAAAAAUCUGGUACAGCUAAGCUAUUUGAAACAAAAGAUAAGGAGUUAGCUGAUAAGAUUCAAGGUCAAGGUAAAAAAUUAAGAUUAUUGAUUAAUGAAGAUGUAAAAAUUUCAAAUCAAGAACAAGCUAAAGUUCUACAGAGAAAUUUGAAGUUUUUGAAAAUUUAUAACACAAAGUUGAGUGAAACAGUUAAAGAAAAAGUCAGCACCCUGACUGUUGGUAGAAAUGGUCGGGUUUAUAGAUCCACAACUCCGUAUAUCUGA
Messenger RNA from Hansenula ciferrii, 1968 nucleotides. RefSeq names its product Hda2p (gene HDA2). Gene Ontology annotation, cellular component: HDA1 complex. The record is from RefSeq and is a predicted model, not a curated record. The coding region runs from base 1 to 1968 and encodes 655 amino acids. NCBI's taxonomy places the organism in Eukaryota, Fungi, Ascomycota, Saccharomycetes, Phaffomycetales, Wickerhamomycetaceae. The transcript has a single exon.